GGUGCUGUUUGGGUGAUGUCGAACGCGCAUGCUCAGACUGAGAGCGUAGGCGAGGUCGUCGGGUGUGACAAGAUGAGCGUGACGGGCGAGGAUGAGGCAUUACCUGUUGAGGGUUCAGUGAAAAUUUGCUGUUGUAAGUCAUCAAAUGAACACUCUGCAGAAGGCUCAAUUGAAGAAAUGUUUCUCGACUCCAAAGGGAGGGAGAUUGCAGAGCUAGAGCAGCCAGAAAUAUUGAGCAUGUUACCAAAUUUCGAGGGCAAACGUGUCUUGGAACUUGGAGCUGGAAUUGGCCGGCACACGAAAAACAUUGCUGAAAGGGCAAGCCACGUGACUGCAGUGGACUUCAUGGAAAACUUCAUACAAAAGAACAAGGAGGCAAACGGAAAGCAUCCCCAUGUCGAAUUUCUUUGUGCUGAUGUAACCCAUCUGGAAAGACAGCCUGCCAGCUAUGACAUCAUCUUUUCCAACUGGUUGCUUAUGUAUCUUGGAGAUGAUGAGGUACAGAAGCUGCUCAACAAGAUGCUAAUGUGGCUGGUGGAUGAUGGACAGUUGUUUUUCCACGAGUCAUGCUUUGGACAGUCAGGAGACAAGUCGAGGACAUCUAAUCCAACAUUCUACAGAUCACCAAUGGUUUAUGGUGCUCUCUUGGAUGCAGCCCAUAAUGUUACACCAGACGGAAGCAUCUCCUCCUUUGAGUUGAUGUGGGGCAGGAGCUUGCAGGCGUACAUUCAACUGAAAUCUAAUCCCAACCAGCUUUGUUGGCUGUAUAAGAAAGUAACCAAACCAGGAGUUGCCAAUGGACAUCCAGGAGAGCAUCCCAGCUUCCAACAGUUUCUCGAUAAGCAGCAAUAUUCCCUCAAUGGGAUCCUUCGAUAUGAAAGAAUAUUUGGCAAGGAGUUUAUCAGCACUGGAGGAUUGCAGACAACGAAGGAAUUUGUGCCUUCUCUCAACUUGAAAGUGGGAGAGAAGGUAAUCGAUGUUGGCUGUGGGAUAGGUGGCAGUGCUUUCUACAUGGCAGAGAACUUUGGUGUACAAGUACUCGGUGUUGACUUAUCAGCUAACAUGAUCUCCAUUGCCCAAGAGAGGACACUACAAUAUCAACAGUUGUUUGACAAAGUACAGUUUGAAAUCUGUGAUGUGACAGUGAGAGAAUUCUUACCAGAGACGUUUGAUGUCGUGUACACUAGAGACACCUUGUUGCAUAUUGCAGAUAAGCCAACUCUCUUCAAGAAGUUUUUGUCAUGGUUGAAGCCAGGUGGACGAUUACUCAUCACCGACUACUGCUGUGGAACUGAUCCCUGGACACCGGACUUUGCAGAAUAUGUUAAGCACCGUGGGUAUCACCUCCUGGAUGUCCGGUCAUAUGGAAAGAUUAUUGAAGAAGCUGGGUUCACUAAGGUUGUUGCUGAAGAUAAAACGUCUAUGUUUGUGUCAGUUCUCACCGAGGAAUUGACCAAAUUCAGAAAGGAAAAAGAUUCAUUUAUCAAAGAAUUCACUGCUGAGGAUUAUGAUGCUAUUGUCAGUGGUUGGGCAGCCAAGCUGGAGAGAUGUCAAGUUGGUCAGCAGAAGUGGGGCCUGUUUUUAGCUACAAAGUCAUAAACUAUCAAGAUACUGAUGUUUACUCUGCACUGUUCACAUACCUUGAGUUGUUACCUUUGCUACUGAUGUCAGAUGGAACGGUUGUGGUUGGGAUCUAUUUUUAUUCGGUACCAGGUUUGUUUUGUUGAGUCUGCCACUCAGACUCUGUGUAACUUAAACAUGGCUACUCCAUAUGGAA
Molecule: messenger RNA, 1777 nt
Organism: Corticium candelabrum
Lineage: Eukaryota; Metazoa; Porifera; Homoscleromorpha; Homosclerophorida; Plakinidae
Exons: 10
Coding region: 16-1599 (527 amino acids)
Source: RefSeq, a predicted model, not a curated record